GCGGAAAAAGCCCGCGGUGAGAACAAGAGACGAUACAGAGAGCCCCAAAGCGAUGUGCAUAGACAUCCUAAUCAAUCACGCAAAGCAAGAGUCAGCACCAAAUCCCCCACGAUGAAGAUAGCGGCGCACCGCAACCCCGCGCGGCCUCAUGACGAACCUGUAUGACAUCCCCGCCGGGCUGGUCACCGGCAUCGACGACAGCUCGCUGGCGGCGCAGAUCAUCGUGGCCGUGAUCCUGGCCAUUGCGUUCUACAACUCCGUGGAGCUCGUUGUCCUGAUCUUCCUCACCUUCAAGAAGUACCGCGGCCUCUACUUCUGGUCGCUGCUGGUCUCCACCGUGCUGGGCGUCAUCCCCAGCGUCGUCGGCCCCGUGCUGCACUUCUACUCGCUCGGCCCCCUCCUGCUCGCCCUGCUCAUCUCCAACCUCGGCUUCUACGCCAUGGUGCCCGUGCAGUCGCUGGUCCUGUACUCCCGCCUGCACCUGCUGCUCCGCCACCCGCGCCGUCUGCGCCAGAUCCUCUCCCUGAUCCUGCUCACCACCGCCAUCCUGCUGCCCCCGACCACCGUCACCACCUACGGGUCCGCCUUCGUGGGCACUCCCCCCUGGAACGCCGCGUACCAGGUCAUCGAGCGCGCCCAGGUGACCGGGUUCUGUCUGCUGGAGCUCCUGCUCUCCGCCCUGUAUAUCCGGGAGGCGGUCCAGGUGCUGUGGGCGGGCGAUCCCGCCCUGCUGCGUCGACGGCGCGAGUCCGGGCAAUCCGACGGGGCUGGCGGCAGCGGCAGCGGCGCCGGGAAUGUGAUCUACCAACUCGUGGCCAUCAACUUCGUCAUCAUCGCGCUCGACGUCGGCCUGCUCGUGCUGGAAUAUGUCGGGCUCUACUAUCUGCAGGUCGCGUUGAAGUCGCUGGUUUACAGUAUCAAGCUGAAGCUGGAGUUCGCCGUCUUGGGUCGGCUCAUCACCCUCACGGGCCGGCAUGUCCAUCGCGAGGCGGAGGUCGCAAGAUUUGAAGAGCCGGCGAGGGUGCCGGACUUUGUCGGGGCGGAGUAUGCGGCGGUCGAUUUCACGCACCCUGUCCGGACCUCGAAACCAUCGAUGUCCUCGGGGUGAGGAGCGGAGAUGCGUGCGAGCGCUAUAUACAGGGAAAGGUGUUGGUGCACGGGCCAUCGCAUGAAUCCAUGUUCGUAAUUGCCAAUGUUAAGACCAUGCGUCUGUUACCGUCUACAGCCCAGAGCCGGGUUACGUGGGCGGCGUGGCACUGUUGCAGCUUGAAAU
This is a messenger RNA of Aspergillus japonicus CBS 114.51, 1273 nucleotides long. RefSeq lists its product as uncharacterized. The coding region runs from base 149 to 1108 and encodes 319 amino acids. Lineage: Eukaryota; Fungi; Ascomycota; Eurotiomycetes; Eurotiales; Aspergillaceae. The record is from RefSeq and is a predicted model, not a curated record. The transcript has a single exon.